AUGCAGCUCCAGCAGCAACAACUUCAUCAACAGCAACAGCAACAGCAACAGGCCCAGCAGCAGCAAGCCCAGCAGCAGCAAGCCCAGCAGCAGCAAGCCCAGCAGCAGCAAGCCCAGCAGCAGCAAGCCCAGCAACAAGCCCAGCAGCAAGCCCAGCAGCAGCACCAACACCAACAGGCGCAGCAGCAGGCACAGCAACAGCAGCAGUAUCGCCUGCUGAGCAUCGAGGAUGAAAAGAUUUAUCAACUUGUUCUUGAACUCACUAACCCUGUCAAUCGUGAGCAGGCCUUGUUGGAGCUCAGCAAGAAGCGCGAGCAAUUUGAGGAGCUGGCCCUGGUCCUCUGGCAUUCGUAUGGUGUUAUGGCAGCCCUCUUGCAGGAAAUCGUUGCAGUUUAUCCAUUGCUAGCCCCCUCGGGACUGACGGCCCACGCCUCCAACCGUGUUUGCAACGCGCUGGCGCUCUUGCAAUGUGUGGCCAGCCACCCCGAAACUAGGGGAAUGUUUCUAAAUGCCCAUAUCCCUCUGUUUCUGUACCCUUUCUUGAAUACAACCAGCAAGACCAGGCCAUUCGAGUAUCUCCGUCUAACAAGUCUUGGUGUUAUUGGCGCGCUUGUUAAGAACGAUAACACGGAAGUCAUCACUUUCCUGCUUUCGACAGAAAUUAUUCCUUUGUGCCUCCGCAUCAUGGAAACGGGAAGCGAACUCUCCAAGACUGUCGCUAUCUUUAUCGUACAGCGAAUUCUCUUGGAUGAUAUGGGUCUUGCUUAUAUUUGCCAGACUUAUGAACGGUUCUAUGCUGUUGGCACUGUCCUGAGCAACAUGGUUCAUCAGCUUGUCGACACUCUUGCCGUCCGUUUAUUAAAGCAUGUUGUCAAGUGUUAUCUUCGCCUGUCAGAUAAUCCAAGAGCUCGCGAGGCUCUGCGCCAGUGUCUCCCUGAACCGCUGAGAGAUGCUACGUUUGCUCAGGCUCUGAAGGAUGAUUUGACGACCAAGAGAUGUCUUGCCCAGUUGAUCAUUAAUUUGUCCGACAGCGCCUCUACAAACUGA
Molecule: messenger RNA, 1047 nt
Organism: Gamsiella multidivaricata
Lineage: Eukaryota; Fungi; Mortierellomycota; Mortierellomycetes; Mortierellales; Mortierellaceae
Product: cell differentiation family, Rcd1-like-domain-containing protein
Exons: 6
Coding region: 1-1047 (348 amino acids)
Biological process (GO): negative regulation of translation; mRNA catabolic process
Cellular component (GO): P-body; CCR4-NOT complex; CCR4-NOT core complex
Source: RefSeq, a predicted model, not a curated record